This is a messenger RNA of Galleria mellonella (greater wax moth), 796 nucleotides long. RefSeq names its product fatty acid-binding protein 1-like. Gene Ontology annotation, cellular component: cytosol; nucleus. Lineage: Eukaryota; Metazoa; Arthropoda; Insecta; Lepidoptera; Pyralidae. The record is from RefSeq and is a predicted model, not a curated record. The transcript has 4 exons. Gene Ontology annotation, biological process: fatty acid transport. Gene Ontology annotation, molecular function: fatty acid binding. Bases 91 to 495 code for a protein of 134 amino acids.
AAAAGUUGAAUGCUAAAUAUAAAGUGGUUGAUAUUAAUUACGAUCAUUAUUUAGUUCACCAUUUGCACUGAAACAAUCAACUUGCACAAAAUGUCUUUCUUGGGCAAAACAUACAGAGCCGGCAGUGAGGAAAAUGUUGAGGCGUUCGUCAAAGUUUUAGGCCUCCCUGCGGAAAUGACAGCCAAACUAGUCCAGUACAAGCCCGAUCAGAAAUUUGAGAAGGACGGUGACGCAUACAAACACACAGUCAUCACUGCAAACAAGGUUAAAGAAAUCAGAUUCAAGUCGGGGGAGACUUAUGAUGAUAAACUCAGAGAUUUAAUUCCGGUCAAAAUCACCUAUACAGUAGAUGGUGACACAAUAACUCAGGUUAUCAAGGAUGAUGAAGGCAGAAGCGGUACUUUUAAAAUGGAAUUCUCUGGUGAUACAAUGAAAGCGACCGUCACAGCCAGCUUCUGGGAUGGAACAGCUGUCAGACAUUACUCCGCUAUUUAACUACAUAAACCAUUGUAUAUAACUGAAAAUUGUUCUUUACUGUUAUAGGUAUUUUAUAACUUAUGGAUAAAUUAAAAAGUAUUUUUUUUUAUUUAUAAACAUUACUACAUGUUUCUAUGGCAAUGAAUUGGAAAUACAUUCUUUGAAAAAAUGUAAUUGAAAAAUCUGCAAAGAAGACGACAAUCACAGAAUUGCAUAGCUUGCACAUUUUGCACUGUAAAAUCAUAUACACAUUGUAAAAACUUAUAUGCAAUAUAAAUAAACUAAUUAAAUCACAUAAUAAAUUUAUUAAAUUAUUAAA